CGACAGGGCACAGAGAGGGGAGACCUAUUUACAACCAUCCCGCCUCGUUCAGUCACGCAGACGUGCUCUCGCUGCUGUUUUUCACUUUCCUUCUUCCUCUCUCUCACUCCCUCUCUCUUUCUUCCCACUCUCACUCCCUCGUUCUUUCAGACACACACACACGCACACACGCACAGACAUCCACACACAAUCCACUCAGCUCGCGCACAGACGCGGGCCAGGCGGCCGCACCUGAGAGCCUCCCGCAAGGUGCAGCCCUCGCGCAGGACACUUGCGCUGCAGCAGAGACAAGUUCUGCCUGAGCGACCCGAGGAGAGCCGGAACCUUCCGUGGAGAUGGAAUUACGGAGCACCGCAUCGCCCCUGUGACGAGUGGCACCGGCCGCAGCAAAGUGGAGAAGGACACACAGGCGCCCAGAGCCUGGAAUCCGCCUCGCGCCCGUGAGCAGUGACUGGCAUCGUUCUGGGGUGGGAGUUUUGUGUGGUCUCCCUGCUGUUCCUGGAUGGUCCCCACUGAAGGCAGCCGCUGUGCGUCUGGGCUGCAGGUACUGGGCUGGCCGACGGGGAGCCCCAUCAUGCAGACCGCCUGCUGUGCCGCGUGCACCUCGGGAGUCUGACCCACCAUGUGCGGAUGGAUGGCAGCGGACGCUGGUCUGCGCUCCAACCUUACCUCUGCCGGCACGGCCCAUCUCGGGCGGCCCCUCCGGCGCCGCCCCCCUGCCCUCUGCCUGGCGUGCCUAUCCUUGCUUCUCCUGGCCGGUGCCGCCCUCGGGGGUUGCCCGGCCGGGCCGGGCCAUGACCCCCUCCGUGCGCUGGCGCGGAGCACAAACUGCUCGUGGACUCUGGAGCGCCACGCGCGCAGCUACAACCACCUAGAGGGCGACGUGCGGUUGCGACGCCUCUACUCCGCUAACAAAUUCUUCCUCUGCAUCGACAAGACAGGCAAGGUGGAUGGCACCCGGAGAAAAAACUACCCUGACAGUCUGAUGGAAAUCCGAUCUGUCAGUGUGGGAGUUGUCGCCAUCAAAUCUGUCAGCACCGGCCUGUACUUGGCCAUGUCCAAAAAAGGCACACUGUUUGGAUCGGUAAGAUAUAACCCAAGCUGCAAGUUCAAAGAGCGGAUCGAGGAGAACGGCUAUAACACGUACGCGUCCCUGCGCUGGAGACACAACGGGCGGCAGAUGUUUGUGUCUCUGAACGGCCGGGGGAAGCCCAGGAGGGGCCAUAAGGCCCGACGGAGGCACCCCUCCACCCAUUUCCUCCCAAUGCUCCCCACAUAACCAUAGCCUCUCCUCUGCCUUAACACUAGUGUCUGGAAGAUUAUUAUAGCGGCUCCUCUCACCAUUACUGCUGUAUAUGUACAUUCGUUGGGGAUUUUUUAAAAUGUCAUUAUUGUUUUCUUCUGAGAUUGUCAUAUAGUAUCUUAACUUAUUCCUCCUUCCUGCUUAGGUUAAAGCUUAAUGAAGCUUCUUCAAGGCUUCUAAUAUAGUUCAUAAGCAAUUGUAUGCUCACCACUAGCUUUAUUGGAAAUGGCCUAACCAUUUGUGUUAGCAGACCUCCAGAUUUUCACUAACAGUCUGAAGGAGCGGCAAUUGGCUAGACAUUUUUGGAUGCAAAAUAAUUUUCAACCAGGUCUGAAUGACUAAUCAAUUUUUUAUUGAAAUCGUGGUUGUGAGUUCAUAUCAAAAUUGUGAUCCAGAAGAAGGCAGUUUUUUUUAAAAUAACAAAAGAUGCAAUUUAAUUACUUGUUAUUAUUAGCUUUAUCAAUAUUCUUUUCAUGUAGGAACAAGAUAUGUCUGUAAUUAUGUUUUGUACAUGUCUGAUACUCUGUAGACCAUGAAUACACAUUCUCAACAUAUAGAGCAUAGUCACAACAUAUCCAGCACAGUCGCAAUUGCUGCACUGCUCAGAAAAAUCUUUUGUCUCGGUCCCCCCCCCCUUCAAAUUGCACGGCGCAGCUCUGACACUGAUACAUGUAUAAACUCCGUGACACUGCCUGAUUCGGCCUGAUACUCAGAUCAGCACAACAACCACUUCCAUGCCAUUACUACAUCACUGUCACUACUGCAUUGAGAACGCCCUGCCACUCAAAUAAUAUCCGCUCAACGUCCCACAGUCAAGAAACAGCUUGUGAUGAAGAUUUCCAGGGGCAAUAUGUGGGGUACAGUUUAUAAUUACACACCUAUAAAAUGUACCUAUUAGACAGGUGCCCCUACUGAAGUGGCCAGUGAGUGUAGGUGCAAGGUAGGUUUAUUUUAAAUAAAGCAGUGGUGAGUGUAUACCAUAUUUAUGUUAUUGCUGAAAAGAAACUAAGCAUUUGCAAUGUCUCUUUUAACCCACUGUUGUAAUAUACACUGUGUUUUUACAUAACUGUAGUAGACAGUCAGGAUUUCUGAAGACAGGCUCGACCAGAAUGCAUACCAGCCUCAGCUAGUUUUUUUAGUUACAGACUUUUCUGACAUAAUAGGGAAAAAUCAAAUAACAUAAUUGUUUUGUUUUGUACCAUUUGUGCCUUCAGUUUUGAGAAAAACAAGUUUUUACCCAAGUUGUCUUUUUCGGAUCUGUGAACACAACUGGAAAUGUUUUGAACGUUUUGAUGCUACUACCUAUGGUAACUAAGAGAUCAGGACUUGGCUGUAACAUGCAUACAUUUACAGUGUAUACCCACUCUACAGUGUACAUACAGAGGCCUUGCUGGAAGCAGAGUGGUCAGGUCAACCUGACCACAGGACAUUCCCAUGAACAUGUGUACGUGUGUGACCACACCACACAUCAUCCAACAGGACUGCAUUUUACAGCUUGUAUCCUAUAAUGUUUUGUAUUAUGUGUUUCUAUUAAGUCACACUAACAUUUUUCCACUCAACCUUUUGCAAAUAGAACAUUUAAUAUA
Electrophorus electricus (electric eel) is the source of this 2889-nucleotide messenger RNA. It is a transcript of the gene fgf22, whose product is annotated as fibroblast growth factor 22. Gene Ontology annotation, molecular function: growth factor activity. NCBI's taxonomy places the organism in Eukaryota, Metazoa, Chordata, Actinopteri, Gymnotiformes, Gymnotidae. The record is from RefSeq and is a predicted model, not a curated record.